AUGGAUGGAUACAUGAUAUCAACAGCUGCAUGGACAUGCUCUCACCAGCAGGCAGGGGCCUGGCAUCAUGGAGCUGCGGCGGGGCGACAAGAGCGGGUGAAGAAUGAGGUAAGAAGUGGUGACGGGAUGAGGCAGGAGGGGAUGAGGCAAGCGGGGAUGGGGCAGGCGGGGAUGGGGCAGACGGGGAUGGGGCAGACGGGGAUGGGGCAGACGGGGAUGGGGCAGACGGGGAUGGGGCAGACGGGGAUGGGGCAGACGGGGAUGGGGCAGGCGGGGAUGGGGCAGGCGGGGAUGGGGCAGGCGGGGAUGGGGCAGACGGGGAUGGGGCAAACGGGGAUGGGGCAGGCGGGGAUGGGGCAGACGGGGAUGGGGCAGACGGGGAUGGGGCAGACGGGGAUGGGGCAGACGGGUAUGGGGCAGGCGGGGAUGGGGCAGGCGGGGAUGGGGCAGGCGGGGAUGGGGCAGGCGGGGAUGGGGCAGGCGGGGAUGGGGCAGACGGGGAUGGGGCAGACGGGGAUGGGGCAGACGGGGAUGGGGCAGACGGGGAUGGGGCAGACGGGGAUGGGGCAGGCGGGGAUGGGGCAGACGGGGAUGGGGCAGACGGGGAUGGGGCAGACGGGGAUGGGGCAGACGGGUAUGGGGCAGGCGGGGAUGGGGCAGGCGGGGAUGGGGCAGGCGGGGAUGGGGCAGGCGGGGAUGGGGCAGGCGGGGAUGGUUUAG
Molecule: messenger RNA, 720 nt
Organism: Closterium sp. NIES-65
Lineage: Eukaryota; Viridiplantae; Streptophyta; Zygnematophyceae; Desmidiales; Closteriaceae
Source: the annotation of a GenBank genome assembly